AUUCAUCCAUUCUAUAAAUAUGAUGAACAUGAAAUUUCAAAAAUCAUUAAAAAUCCAAUGGAUUUAUUUACCAUAAAUUCAAAAUUAGAAAAUAAUCAAUAUACUAGUACAGAAGAAUUUGAAAAUGAUAUUCGUCUUAUAUUUCGUAACUGUUAUACAUAUAAUAAAUUAGGAAGUGAAAUGUAUACUUUG
Rhizophagus irregularis DAOM 181602=DAOM 197198 is the source of this 192-nucleotide messenger RNA. Lineage: Eukaryota; Fungi; Glomeromycota; Glomeromycetes; Glomerales; Glomeraceae. The record is from RefSeq and is a predicted model, not a curated record.